Messenger RNA from Lactuca virosa, 1500 nucleotides. The record is from the annotation of a GenBank genome assembly. Lineage: Eukaryota; Viridiplantae; Streptophyta; Magnoliopsida; Asterales; Asteraceae.
AUGAAUUCUCCAUUACCAAGAGCUCCGCCUUCUUCUCUACCUCAUCCUUUCUCCUUUCAAUUUCCUCCAUCGACUUUUAAUUUCACUUCUCUUUUGCUCAUUCCCCCAAAACCAUCCCACUUUAUCAUUUCUGCAACAACAAACCAAACAAUCACACCAUCACCAUAUUCUCUCAAACUUAAUUCUCAUUUGAUAAGCAAAGAUGGGUUCCUCCCAAAUGAGCGAUACAGAAGCAAAAGUGUCAAAGAUUUGGCAGGUAGCAUCAAAGAUGGAAACAUUGAAACCCUAGCCGAGUUUAAUCAUCUGUUUAAGAGUUUGGUUUUGGCAGACGAGGUGGAUCUUGCGUAUAAAUUGUACUCUACCUUAUCGAAUUAUGACUUCUCUGCAGAUAGUUUGACUUUUUCGAUUCUUGUUCAUUGUUGCUGCAAGAGAAAUGACCCAAUGGAAGCUAAAAAAGUUUUGGAACAUAUGAUUGAAAGUGGGUUUGAAUCCCCUAAAGUCAAAACCUUUACUCAACUUAUCAAUUUACUUUGCAAAAAGGGAAAGUUAAAGCAGGCAUUUGAAGUGUUUGAGAUCAUGGGUAAGGUGAAAUGCGAUCCCACAAUCAACACAUACAAUUGUUUGUUGAAAGGGCUGUGUUAUGUGGGUAAAGUUGAAGAAGCUAAUGAAUUGCUAUCAAAAAUCAAGAAAUCUUGGAAAGAACAGAGAGAUGGGCGUUUGCAGCCCGAUGUUUAUACUUACACCGCAGUUAUGGAUGGAUUUUGCAAAGUGGGAAGAUCAGAUGAAGCUUUAGAAUUGCUUAAUGAAGCAAUUGAGAUGGGAUUAACCCCAAGUAUAGUGACUUAUAAUACCAUAUUCAAUGGUUACUUUAAGGAAGGUAGACCAAUGGAGGGUUUUGGUUUACUGAAGCAAAUGAAAGAGAGAAAUUGCACUCCAGACUAUGUUAGUUACAGCACCUUAUUACAUGGACUGUUACAAUGGGGAGAGAUUAAAGCAGCUGUUAGGGUUUACAAAGAGAUGUUAGACACAGGAUUCAACGUCGAUGAGAGAAUGAUGAACACAUUGUUAAGAGGAAUAUGCAGGAGGUCGAGGAAGGAAAAAGAGUUAUUGGAAGAUGCCUACCAAGUGUUUGAUGAAAUGUCUAAAAGAGGUUGUGAUAUCGACCCUUGUGCUUAUGAGCUAGUGAUUGAAGCUUUUUGCAAUGGAAAUGAAAUGGACAAGGCUUUUGUGAAUUUGUGUGAAAUGAUAAAGAUGGAGUUGUCUCCAAGAACAUUCACUUUGAACAUAGUUGUUAGAGGACUCUGUGUUGAGGAGAAGAUUGAAAAAGCAAUGUUAGUUUUGGUUUUAGCGUGUAGAAGAACAAGUGAAAUGUUUGAUAAAGUCGCUUUUGAUGUCUUAAUUAAUGAGACGAAUCGACAAGGCAUGGUUAAGACUGCUAGUUGUGUGUACUGUGUUGCACUGAAAAACGGAGUAAUCCCAUCAAGGAAGCCUAGGCGAUGA